AUGGAUGUGGGAGUAGGAUACUUUAAUGGGGUCAAGGUAUGCGUUUUGGUGAACGGAAAUUUCGAGGAAAAGGAUGCACUCGCAGCUGCGGGAGUUGUCAGAAGAGUAUUCAAACCACUAUCCAUUCGACCUGAAGAUGGGUUCCGCCGGUCGAUGAUCCUGACCGACGGCAACUUCAUUCAUAAUCGUCCAUUGAUCGAUCUUCAAGAGACGAACAAUGCGGUCAGUUAUUACAUCCAAGUCCGAGGGGACGGGCGGCAUACUUAUCCGCGACUUCGACUGCUUGACCAUAUCCUCAGCGAGCCGACCUUCAACGUACUCCGAACAAAGGAGCAACUCGGAUACAGCGUAUCCUGUUCAUCGUGGAAGCAAGUGUCUGUAUGCGGCCUGAUUAUUUCCGUUCAGAGCGAGAAGCCGGCAGCGUUCGUCGAAGGCCGCAUAGAUGCCUUUCUCACGGAGUAUUGCGAUGUGUUGAAAACUAUGGAACAAGGAGACUACGAGAAGCGAAGAAAUGGAUUGGUCCACGCGUUUCGCGAAAAGCUACAGAAUCUUGAAGAAUCCGACUUAUUCGCAGGCUUUAUUACCAAUGGUACAUAUGACUUUACAUUCUGGGACAAACUCGCACAACUUGUUGAGAAGCUGACGCUUGCCGACAUUCCAAAUUUUCUAUUCACAUGCAUUCCCGGGGCUAACACUUCGAGUGCUAAUUCGUUCGCCGAAGGACCGACAGCGGAAUCGCAGACACAGGAAACGGUGAGCGCAGUUGAUAAGAAGGGCGGCAAAGCGAGUCUGUUGAAGAAGGAAACUGUUAUCAUUGACGAUAUUGUGGCUUUCAAGUCAGGCUUGCAACCAUCAGAACUCCCAAAGGCUGCGAUAGAGCUAAGACCCAAAUUCAGCUCGUAG
Molecule: messenger RNA, 903 nt
Organism: Serendipita indica DSM 11827
Lineage: Eukaryota; Fungi; Basidiomycota; Agaricomycetes; Sebacinales; Serendipitaceae
Source: the annotation of a GenBank genome assembly